This is a messenger RNA of Episyrphus balteatus (marmalade hoverfly), 4309 nucleotides long. Its product is annotated as adhesive plaque matrix protein-like. The transcript has 2 exons. The coding region runs from base 14 to 4237 and encodes 1407 amino acids. The record is from RefSeq and is a predicted model, not a curated record. Lineage: Eukaryota; Metazoa; Arthropoda; Insecta; Diptera; Syrphidae.
UCUGGCAGUGAAGAUGCUGAUCAGGAUGUUCCUUGAUAAUAUUAUUUUGAGUGUCGUUCUCUUGGCUGGCAUAAGCCUAUGCACAGCUGAAGAAGAUGGAUAUGAUUAUUCUAGACCAGCAAUUGGAUUCAGUGAUGGAUUUGGAUCUCAAUCUCAAUAUGUUGUUUCUUCGACAACACCAAAGCCUGUAGCCGUUUACACUGUGAAGCCGCAAGCAAGUCAAUACAAAGCUCCCACUGUAUCAUCGUCCUUUGCACAAUCAUCGACUAGUUUCAGUCGACCAGCUUCGUCAGUGUCUCAAUUUGGCCAAUACCAGACAACACAGAAAUAUCAAGCUCCAAUUGUGUCAACAGUAGCCAAGUCCCAAGCCACCAGUGGACAAUAUGUAUCAGGACAAUACAAAGCUCCAGUUAUUGCUGUGACACCGAAACCCCAAACAAGCUUCGGUGCCUUCCAAGGAUUCAGCCAGUCUUCUUCCAAGACUGGAAGUGGUCAAUAUAAGGCUCCAGUUGUUGCUGUAACAUCCAAGCCUCAAACAAACUUCGGUGCCUUCCAAGGAUUCAGCCAAGCUUCUUCAAAAACUGGAAGUGGUCAAUACGUUUCAGGACAAUAUAAGGCUCCAGUUAUUGCUGUGACAUCCAAGCCUCAAACCAGUUUCGGUGCAUUCCAAGGAUUUGGCCAGUCAGUGACUUCCAAACCCCAAACCAGUUUCGGUGCCUUCCAAGGAUUCGGCCAGUCAACCAAUAAGGUCAGUGCUUCUUCAGGAUUCGCUCAAUACAAACCAGCUGUUUCCAAUGUUGCCAAGCCAUCAUUCGGUGGUUUCCAAGGAUUCAGCCAAUCAAGUCAAUCAAGUUCAUACAGCAAACCAAUUACUACACCAAAACCAAUUGCAAAGCCUGCUGUCACUGAAUACUAUUCAGCUUCUUCAACUGCAAGUCCCGUUACUGCCAAGCCUUAUGUUUCAUCCACCUCAAAACCAUUGGUGAUCACACCCAAACCACAGACAAGUUUCAGUGCCUUCCAAGGAUUUGGACAAUCAAAGCCUGCUGCACCAGCUUUCAGUCAAUAUGGUCAGCAAUCCAGCAAACCAGCAGUUGUUACUGGUCAAUACCAAAAACCUUUGGUUGUGGUCACUCCUAAACCACAAACCAGUGCAUUCCAAGGAUUUGGACAAAAAGUCAACCAAGUUGGUCAAUAUCAAAAACCAUCAACUGGAUACAGUCAAUCAUCUUCCAGUUUCUCACAAUACCAAAAGCCAGUAGUUACUUCAAAACCAUUCACAUCUUUCGGUAACACCGGUCCAUCAUACCUGCCACCAAGCAAACCUCAAGUGUCAACUAUUAAAGUUCAGCCAACAGUCAAGCCUGCUGUUUCCCAAUACAACUUCCAAAGUGCUUCAUCAACUGUUGCCCCAGCAGUAGUGAAACCUCUUCCAACUUUGCCUACUCCCAAGCCUGUGAUUGUAACAUCAAAACCACAAACCGUUUACAACACAUUCCAAGGAUCAGUCUCAAAGCCUCAAACCAGCUUCAAUAGUUUCCAAGGUUUUGGACAGUCAAAGCCUGCUGUUGUGCAAUAUCAGAAGCCAGUGGUGUCAACUCCAAUCAAGUCUCAAUCAACUUUUGGAUCUUCCCAAAGUUUUAGUCAGACUUCUUACCAGAAACCAGCUGUUACCCAAACUUAUUACAAACCAAGUACUACGGCCAAGCCUAAUCUUUCAUACUUGCCACCAAAGGGACAAGCUGUUCCAGCAUACCAAGCACCUACUGUAAGACCAGUGGCACCUAAGCCACAAGCAGCAUUCAGUGGAUUCGGACAAUCCGUUUAUCAAAAGCCUGCUGUCAGUACUUUAAACACCUUCGGUCAACAAUCUGUUACAAAAUACACAAGUUCUCCAGUUACUGUCAAGCCUGUGGUCUACACUCCUGCUACCUUCAAACCUGUGGUUGUCACUCCUAAACCACAAUCGGCCUCCAGUGGAUUUGGACAGUCCGUUUACCAAAAGCCUGCUGUCAGCAAUUUCAACACUUUUGGUCAACAGUCCGUUACAAAGUACACAAGCUCUCCAGUAACAGCCAAGCCUGUAGUCUACACUCCUGCUACUUUCAAACCUGUGGUGGUGACUCCUAAGCCACAGCCAGCUUUCACCGGAUUUGGUCAAUCCGUUUACCAAAAGCCCGCUGUCAGCACUUUCAACACCUUCGGUCAACAAUCUGUUACAAAAUACACAAGUUCUCCAGUGACUGUCAAGCCUGUGGUCUACACUCCUGCUACUGUCAAACCUGUGGUCUACACUCCUGCUACCUUCAAACCUGUGGUUGUCACUCCUAAACCACAAGCAGCCUUCAGUGGAUUCGGACAAUCUGUUUACCAGAAGCCUGCUGUCAGUACUUUCAACACCUUCGGUCAACAAACUGCUACCAAGUACACAAGUUCUCCAGUAACUGUCAAACCAGUGGUCUACACUCCUGCUACUGUCAAACCUGUGGUCUACACUCCUGCUACCUUCAAACCUGUGGUUGUCACUCCUAAACCACAAGCAGCCUUCAGUGGAUUCGGACAAUCCGUUUACCAGAAGCCUGCUGUCAGUACUUUCAACACCUUCGGUCAACAAGCUGCUACAAAGUACACAAGUUCUCCAGUAACUGUCAAACCAGUGGUCUACACUCCUGCUACUGUCAAACCUGUGGUCUACACUCCUGCUACCUUCAAACCUGUGGUUGUCACUCCUAAACCACAAGCAGCCUUCAGUGGAUUUGGACAAUCCGUUUACCAGAAGCCCGCUGUGAAUACUUUCAACACUUUCGGUCAACAGUCCGUUACAAAGUACACAAGUUCUCCAGUAACUGUCAAACCAGUGAUCUACACUCCUGCUACUUUCAAACCUGUGGUCGUCACUCCUAAGCCACAGCCAGCUUUCACUGGAUUCGGACAGUCGACUUACCAGAAGCCUGCUGUCAGUUCUUUCAACACAUUCAGUCAACAAACAGCUACAAAGUACUCAAGCUCUCCCGUAACCGCUAAGCCUGUGGUUUAUACUCCAGCUACUUUCAAACCUGUGGUCGUCACUCCUAAGCCACAGCCAGCCUUUACCGGAUUCGGACAAUCCGUUUACCAAAAGCCCGCUGUCAGUACCUUCAACACAUUCGGUCAACAGUCUGUUACAAAAUACACAAGCUCUCCAGUUACUGUCAAGCCAGUUGUCUACACUCCAGCCACUGUUAAACCUGUGGUUUACACUCCUGCCCCAGUCAGACCAACACUUUCACCUGAAAGCUUAACCUAUCUGCCUCCAAAAGGAGUUAGUGCCCCGCUAAAUGCAGCAUCAUCUUCAGGAGCUAUUUCGCAGUCGUUUUUUGAUUAUGCAUCGGCUACUGCCAACCAAGUAGUCGAUGUAGCUCAAGAGCAGAAGGUUGGAGGAUUUGUUGCUGAUGAAGAGGCUAUCAAAAGUCUCCAAUCAGAUUCGUCAAUAAUUACAAAUCAGGUAUCCAGCGCUAAUACUCGCGAGCAGAAGGUUGAAGGAAUAGAUUUAAGGUCUAGCAAGCUUACAGCAACGAAGCAAGGACAAGAAGAACAAGAAUAUUUCAGCGGAAAUUUUGGCAGGAAUAAAAGACAAAUUUAUUCAAAUGGAGGCUAUCAAGUGAAUUACCCAACUCAAACAGGGUAUUUAUCUUAUCAGGGGAAUCCAAUAACAACUCAGCAGUUUGGAGGAGUUCAACCAAACUCUUACCAAGGAGUUCCCUACCAACAAAUCGCUCAAGCUCAAUCGGUUGUUGGUAUUGCCAAUAAUGGGGGAGCUUUGUAUCAAGGCAAUUAUCCUGCUCAACAAGGUGCUACUUCAUAUACAGCUCCAAAUCAGGAUCCAUACAAUUUUGAAGGUCAAUAUGGUUACAUUUCAUCAGUUGAAGACCAACAACAACACAUACCUCAAAACUAUGAAACACAAGCCCAACAACAACAACAAAUACCUCAAAACUAUGAAACAGCAGCUUCUUACACAGAUGCGGUCAAUACGCAAAUUCCCAAUGAUUCGCCUGUACACGAUCCGCUACCGCUGAAUAGAGAAGAGCAACAAGUUCGUCAGGUUGUCGAAAAACCGGACAGUGAUUUCCGUAAUUUGCAGCCUGGCAGUUAUGUUGGACCUCAUGUUAACAAGAAUUCUGAUCACGAAUACAAUGUCUUCGAUUAUGAUCAGUAUAGUAAGGAUCCAGCAGAAGAUGCCGAAAGUUUAAGCUGAAUUUAGUCUGAUUUAUGAGUAUAGGAAUUUAGAUUUAAGAAUUUAUCAUUAUACGAUUUACCCAAAAAUAAA